This is a messenger RNA of Rubroshorea leprosula, 1336 nucleotides long. The record is from the annotation of a GenBank genome assembly. NCBI's taxonomy places the organism in Eukaryota, Viridiplantae, Streptophyta, Magnoliopsida, Malvales, Dipterocarpaceae.
CUUCCCGACCCUGCUGCGCCCGAAAGAAAAAAAGAAAGGGGAACCCGGCACCAGCCUUUGAGAAACCGGUGAGAUAAGCUUGGUUUUGGCCUUCUUUUCUUGUUCUAGGACUGAAAUUGGAACCCAGAAAUUCUCCCCCCUGCUGGAAAAUCCGGAUCUGCUCUGUUCUUCCUUCCUCACCGCCGGCUGCUCCUGCUUUGUGGGGGCGAAUUGCUUUGAUUUUGGGAUUUCUUCUUCCAUGCCGUCGACUCUUCCCCAACUGCAGCUCCGGUUUUAGCUGGAGAAUUCUGGUAUGUGGCAGCCCUCCAAGCCCCCGAAUUUGUCCAUUUAUCUGCUUUCAAUUGCUGCCCUAUUUACUGUUCACGGUACUGUUCACAGAUCACUGGUCACACACCGAGGGUCAACAAUUAACGGGGAUUUAAAUGAUUAGUUUGUGAUAGAAGAACUAAUUUGGAGAUAUUUGAUUAUGUAGAGAUUGAUAGAAAUAGUAUCGUGAUUAAUGGUAGUUUUAAUGAUAAUUUCAGUGUGAAUUUGUGAUAGUACGGAAUUAAUUCUUGAAUAUUUGAUUAGGUUCUUGAUCCUUGGGGUGCUUUAGUACGUGAAUUGAGAGUUUGGUUUUAUGUGAGUGAGGUAAGUAAAUUUAUGGUAAUGCCCGUACUGUUUUUAAAAGCAUGUUUUGAUUUGUUUUUGAAGUGAUGGUGGGACUAAACCCGUUUUACACAAGUAUGACUGAUUUGAAGUGAAAUUUUAUGCUUUUCAUUAAAUUGAGCAUGCCUACUUGGAAUUUAAUUGAUUGUCCUGAUGAUCUGAAAGUGAUUGGUGAAUUAUGUUUUUCUGUUAACUUCAGCCUGUUUUGUCUCCGAUGUGGUCAUGUUUCUGUAAUCCUACUAGUGGGGGUUAAACGCUAGCACAUGUCGGCACAUGUCGAUAUGUUAUUAAUAGAACUGGUUCGUUUCUGUAACCCUGCUAGUGGGGGUUAUACACUAGUAAUUUCUGUAGCCUGCUAGUGAGAGGUUUAUGACACUGGCCGUGACCUAUAGAGGAGACGUCUAUUUCAUUCCCGUAUUGUAUCCGUUUUUCGUGACUGUACUUGUUGGCAUGCUAUAAGUUUAAUAAGGGCACUCCAUAUUUUACUUACGAGUUUAUCUCAUAGUUUUUUCUUGUCCACCAUUUCAGGAACCGAAACCGAGGACGGGAAAAUCACAGGAAGUGACGAGUUAGAAGACUAGCCAUUGUAAUUGGAUAUGAAAUUUUAGAGAUAAAUCAUAAUCUUGUAAGCUAGAGUGUAUUUGGAGAUUUAUGAUAUUAGAGUGAAUUAUAAAAUUUGAUCUUCAGA